AAAGCAAGCAACACGCGCGCCGGCGUUUUCGCCGCUCAUGGCAUUGGAGGGCGUCGCGAGCCCGGCGCGGCAGGGGGCCAAGGCACAGCUGCUGCAGACGGUGCUGAAGCAGGGCGGCGCCAAGUCCGCCGCCGCCCUGCGGCGCUGGGCGCGGGAGGGCCGGCCCUACCGGGGCUUGGUCUUCACUUUGGAGGAGGUUGAGGCAGCCAUUGCGGCAGAGGUGAAGCCCGAGUUGACAGCGGCUAAGCCGGCUCCCUCGACUCAGCCCUCCGCGCCGGAGCCGGAGGGCGUCAGAGCGGCCCAAGCGGAGGACGGCAAGGGGGCUACUGCUGGCUUGACCGCCACCCUCCGCUGCGAGCCCUGGCCCCCGGACUUCCUGCCCACUUCGGUGGCCGCGGCGCUGCGCGUUGUGGGGGACGCUGGUGUCGGCGGAAGAGAUGCGGGGCCGCCUCUUCCUCCAGGCCACAGCACGAUCACGAGCUCGACCUGCACGGACCUUCUCAAGAGCCUCUACGAGGGCCCCAAGGGAGCGCGGUACCCCGACCUGGUGCUUGCGGUGGGUCCGGCGGUGCGCAUCGGCGCGCACAAGGCGAUCCUGUCUGGCUGGUCGAACUUCUUCCAAGCGAAGUUCGCCAGCGCCUUCGGGGACGCCGGGGAGGCGGUCUUAGACCUCACGUCCCAAAGCCCGGACGUGGUGCGGGCCAUGGUGGAGCUGAUGUACCUCGGGCGCUGCGAGGUGCUGCCGGCGCAUCUGCCGGAACUGGUGGUGCUGGCGGACUUUUGGCAAGCGCCGCUGCUGGCCGAAGCGGCCCGGAAGUACUGGCAUAUGCUGCCGAUCGUCCACCAGCUCGAGGUGCUGUCCAACCUGGACGAGAACUCAGCGGUGCCGCAGGCCAUGGUGGGCGCCCUGGUGGAUUCCCUCAGUGGCAGCUUCAACAACGCCACCCAGCACCUGCAGAGGGGCACGGCGUCCGCCUGCUGGAGGCUGUUGGGUGAGCUGCACACCUGGCUGCAGCACACCCCUUCUGUGCCUUUGGGGAACCUGAGGGGCUGGCUGAGCCUGGAGGAGGAUGAGCUGAGCAUUGCAGUAGAGAGGUUCGUGUUGGCCGCGAUCAAGGCAGCGGACGAGUUGACGAAGCAGCAGCUUCUUUCGAGGCGGAGCUUGAAGACAUGGCUUCCAGAGCCCAUGCUGCGGCGUAUUGUGCAGCAGCUUGCAACACUUGGGGCCUUCAACGAGGGACAGGUGGCCUUUUGGGUGUCCUGGACAUUGUCGGGAGGCCUCAGCUGCGAAAUGCUGUUAGACCUCUACGAGGACCUCGAGCGCAAGGUAGACCUCCAGGAGCCCGGAGAUCUUCAAGUCUUUGAAGGCCUUCAGCCCGCCUUUGGGCUGGCGCUGGCGGAGGAGUCGCUGCUGAACCCCUCCGCCGGCUUCUGGGAGCGGCACUGGCACCGAGGAGACAACUUCGGGUGGGUGAUGCGACACGCCGCGCGCGUCUUGGGCGAGGCAGCGCUGAGAGGGAGGCCGGUGCCUCCGCUCCCGGCGAGCUGCGCCGCCGCGGCCCUGGAGGCGGCCUUCGCCCGGGCGAAGCCGCUGGCGCUGCGGGUGGCGGGGCCCGAGGCUGUGGCCGGGACCUACCAGGCUGAGGCCGGCGCUUUCCGGCGGAGGGGCGAGGGGCCGGUGCUGGAGCUGCGGCGCACGGACAGGACCUUUGGAGGCCCCACCGCGACCGUCAGCAGGUUUGAUGUCGUGUGGAAAGGCCUACCGGUGGCGGACUACAAGAAGGCCACCAGCCUGUGGUCCAUCGAGGAUAUCCAUGCGGUGGAGAGUGAGGAGAUGCAGCCGCCGCUGGCGCUGCUGCUCACCAGAUCCGCUCCUUGGGAGCGGAUGGUGCUGCGCUGGUGGUACGGCGGCGAGGUCUUCCGGCCGGAGCCCGGUCUCAGGGUGCAAGUGGAAGCCAUCAGCGAGGCUGAGGCCAGCUGCCUGAAGUCCAGCCUCGGGCCGUGGACGGCGGCCUUCUUGCGCCAGGUGGCGGAGGCAUCGGAUGUCUUGGCGGUGCAGAACCUUUGCAGGGCGGUGCAAGCUGAGAAGGCACCUGCGCCGGUUUCGUCGCCGCUGAAACCAGCGAGUUCAGCGGCGCCCCCUGCGCCGCCCGAAGUGUGUUGCGACGAAUGGCAGAAGGCUGCAGAGAUUGUGCGCGGGGCGGCGAAGCAGUUGUGUCAACUCCUGCAGGACCUGCAGGGUGACCUCUCCCCCGCGGAAGCCAAACACCUGCUGGCGCGGAAGCGGCGCCUGGAGAGCGAGGACACCUUUGUGGCGGCAGUGCGGCGGCUGGAGAAGCCCACGGCGAAAGACGAUCUCGGCGAUGGCUGACUGCUUUGCGGCCAGUGUGGGGAUGCCUAGUGCACAGAGCCAUUUGUGCCGAAUUCGUUGGGGAGCCUUUGGGGCAAAAGAUUCGCUGGCUGCAGGGAUUUUG
Molecule: messenger RNA, 2474 nt
Organism: Effrenium voratum
Lineage: Eukaryota; Dinophyceae; Suessiales; Symbiodiniaceae
Source: the annotation of a GenBank genome assembly